Molecule: messenger RNA, 818 nt
Organism: Calliphora vicina (urban bluebottle blowfly)
Lineage: Eukaryota; Metazoa; Arthropoda; Insecta; Diptera; Calliphoridae
Product: rhodanese domain-containing protein CG4456-like
Exons: 2
Coding region: 168-701 (177 amino acids)
Source: RefSeq, a predicted model, not a curated record
AGCAAAACAUUUGUUAGAAAUUUGAUGGUUAGUUUUACGCACAUUUGUUAAAUGUAGUGGGAACAAAACAAAAAAUAGUGUUUCGCUCAUACAUAUUUAUUAUUAAAUAAACUAAAAACAAUCAACAACAUAAGCACAUACACAAGCGAAAGCGAACAUCUCUAAAAAUGGCCACUAAAUCUUUAUUGCGUCAAUUAACCAGAGUAACUUGUUUAAGGGCAACAAAACUGGGCACAAAUUCAACAUCGCUAAAGUUAAAUACCCGAAAUUCAUCUUUGAUAACAACAUCAACUAAAGCCUUAAACAGUGUUAAUUUCAUUAAACAAUACUCUACCGGUGAAAACAAUAUUCCAGUAGUUUCUUAUGAAGAAAUUAAAAAAUUAACAGAUCAUUCCGAACAACUACUAAUUGAUGUUAGAGAACCUAAAGAAUUACAAGAGACUGGUAAAAUACCGACCAGCAUUAAUAUACCUUUAGGACAGGUGGGUCAGGAGUUGGCCUUAAGUGUAGAUAACGCUGUAUUUAAAGCAAAAUAUGGCCGUGAUAAGCCGGAAAAAAAUAGUGAAAUUAUUUUCCAUUGUAGAUCUGGCAAAAGAUCUCAAAGUGCUGCUGAAUUAGCAAGAACUCUAGGCUAUCAAAACACCAAAAACUAUGUGGGUUCCUGGUUGGAAUAUGCCGAAAAGGAAGGUCUACCUAAGUAAACAAAAAUUUAUACAUACUAUAUAAUAUGUAUGUGGUAGGCCACAAAUCUGAAUUUACUCAAUGACUGCCUUAUUUUGAUAUUAAUAAACUUUGAUAUUAAUAAUAAAAUCAGCGAA